Messenger RNA from Penicillium canescens, 276 nucleotides. RefSeq lists its product as uncharacterized. The coding region runs from base 1 to 276 and encodes 91 amino acids. Lineage: Eukaryota; Fungi; Ascomycota; Eurotiomycetes; Eurotiales; Aspergillaceae. The record is from RefSeq and is a predicted model, not a curated record. The transcript has a single exon.
AUGGCCAACUCAGUUAACCUCACAGCGGUCUACUCCGCCCCUCAAUCCACCGAGACCUUCCAGCACGCAAUUCCCUCUGAUAGUGCCGACACUCUGGCAGCAAAGCAAGCCCACCUCAAUGCACUGCAAACCCUCGUCCCCAAACUACAGGACCAGAUCAAUGUGUUCCUGACUGAGCGCAUGGAAGAGGACAAAAAGGUCCAGGGCCAGAUCUCCGCACAAGAAUCCAAGGAAGAGGAAAACUACGGAGAGGAGGUCGUUGAGGAUGAUGCAUGA